Messenger RNA from Radiomyces spectabilis, 2403 nucleotides. Its product is annotated as Dolichyl-phosphate-mannose-protein mannosyltransferase-domain-containing protein. NCBI's taxonomy places the organism in Eukaryota, Fungi, Mucoromycota, Mucoromycetes, Mucorales, Radiomycetaceae. Bases 17 to 2281 code for a protein of 754 amino acids. The record is from RefSeq and is a predicted model, not a curated record. The transcript is spliced from 10 exons. Gene Ontology annotation, molecular function: dolichyl-phosphate-mannose-protein mannosyltransferase activity. Gene Ontology annotation, cellular component: endoplasmic reticulum; membrane. Gene Ontology annotation, biological process: protein O-linked glycosylation via mannose.
CCUUAAUCCCUUCUUCAUGGAUAAUCUCAAAAGACGGCAUAUUUCACAGCCGGUCUUUUCGUCUGGACAACAGGAACAGACGUACUCUCCAGGAUCGGCUCAUACACUGUCUAUACAGCAAGAUCACGAUGCGGCUUAUAAAGAAAAGACCUAUAGGGCCCCACCACCACCGCAAAGAAUAGUGUACUCGUCCAAUAAGUACAUUGCCUUUUGCCAACAAUAUCAAGAUUUACUCAUUCCGGCUGUACUGACUCUGCUGGCUUUCUGGACCCGAUUCCGGAUUAUUGGGCUGUCAAAUCAAGUAGUGUGGGACGAGGCCCACUUUGGAAAGUUCGGUUCAUAUUAUAUCAAACACGAGUUCUAUUUCGAUGUACAUCCUCCACUCGGAAAAAUGCUAGUUGGGCUUUCUGGAUGGUUAGCAGGUUAUGAUGGAAAUUUUGGGUUUGACUCCGGUCAGACGUACCCUGAAGGACUCAAUUACACCGUGAUGCGUAUAUUCAACGCGUUUUGGGGAGCACUUAUGGUUCCCAUCGCCUAUGCCACCGCAAUGCAAUUGCACAUGUCGUUGAAAGCUAGUAUCCUGGCAGCGACAAUGGUAUUACUGGAUACGGCUUAUCUGUGUAUCAGCCGAUUUAUUUUACUGGAUUCUAUGCUCCUGUUUUUCACAUGCACCUCACUCUACUGUCUUGCGAGUUUCCACAAUCUGCGAAACAGACCGUUUACCGAUGAAUGGUGGCUUUGGCUCGCUUUAACCGGAUUUUCCUUGGGCUGUGUUUCCAGUGUGAAAUGGGUUGGCUUAUUCGCCGUGGCUCUCGUGGGGCUUUAUACGAUUGAAGAUUUAUGGGAUAUGCUCGGCGAUCUUCAAAUGCCCAAAAAGACGUACCUGAACCAUUGGCUUGCACGUAUCGGUUGUCUCAUUGUCAUUCCCGUCAUUGUCUAUCUUAUCAGCUUUGCUUUGCAUUUCGCCAUUCUGUAUCGGUCAGGCACCGGCGAUGCGCAAAUGAGUUCUUUAUUCCAGGCCAACUUGGCAGGCAAUACAUUAGGCGACAGUCCGUUGGAAAUUGCUUACGGCUCAAAAUUAACAUUCAAGAACUACGGUUACGGUGGUGGUCUACUGCAUUCGCACGUACAAACGUAUCCCGAAGGAUCAAAACAGCAACAAGUCACCUGCUACCAUUACAAAGAUGAUAAUAAUCACUGGUAUAUCCGCACUCCCAGAGGAUCAAGAGAAGAGGAAUAUGAAGAAGCCCCUUCGAUUCGAUUUGUCCAAGAUGGCGAUAUUGUGCGAUUGCAACACGUACCCACGGGACGGAAUUUACACAGUCAUCCGAUCAACGCGCCGAUUACGACGGGACAAUGGGAAGUCAGUGCUUACGGCAACGAUACCAUUGGUGAUACUCAAGACAACUGGCAGGUGGAGAUUGUGGAUGACAUGGUACACUCGGAUAAAGAACGCGUACGUUCUCUAACCACGCGAUUCCGUCUUCGUCACGUAAACCUCGGCUGCCUUCUCACUGCCAACAAUGUCAUCUUGCCGCAGUGGGGAUUUAAACAAGUGGAAGUCUACUGUGACAAGCGCAACCGAACCGAUGACCCGCACAGCUGGUGGAACGUGGAAGAGCAUUGGAAUGACGCAUUGCCUGCUGCUCCCAAAAAUGCAUACAAAUCGAAAUUCUUGCAAGAUUUCUGGCACUUGAACGUGGCCAUGUGGACCUCCAACAAUGCCUUGAUUCCAGAUCCGGAUAAAGAAGAUAUUCUGUCAUCCGAGCCCGCUGAAUGGCCCAUGGCGAGUGUGGGACUGCGUAUGUGCGGUUGGGGCGAUGAUCAAGUGAAAUUUUAUCUCUUGGGAAGCCCGGCCGUAUGGUGGCCCGCGUUUGCGUCCAUCCUUCUCUUCAUUGCGGUAGCGGGAUAUUACAUUAUUCGUAUGCAACGAAAGAUUUAUGAUUUGUCCAACGCACAAUGGGAUCGUUUCUUUUUCGUGGGAAAAACGUUGUUCCUUGGAUGGUUCUUGCAUUACAUUCCUUUCUUUAUCAUGGGUCGCGUCACGUACUUGCAUCAUUACUUCCCGGCGCUGUAUUUCAGUAUUCUUAUGGUUCCCUUCUUAUUGGACCAUGUUACCUCCACCUUAUCGAAACGCAAACGGUGGAUAAUCUUUGGCGUCAUGUAUGUCGCGGUCAUUGUCGUCUUUAUUUACUUUUCACCCGUAGCUUAUGGCAUGCCGGGCCCGGUGAGCCAGUACGCCGGUCGACGAUGGCUGAAAUCAUGGAAUUUGAUCGAUUAAACCCAUUGCAGCCUCCCACCCCCCUUUUUUUUUUUGCUUUUGAAAUUUCAGUCAUUCAUGUAUCUAUGCAAAUAUCAUUAGAAAUACCACUUGAAAAAAUUAAAAAACCGAAUUUGCUUUUG